AUGUGGCUCAAUUUCGAAUACCUGCGUGGGCUUUCUAACAUUAAAAACGACACCACCAGAUUGGAAAAGAAUGACGAAGGGCAAAACACUGAACUCGCAAAUAUUCGGAAAACAAUCGAAAACAUCAAUACUACAAACGUGCAAUUAGAAAAAAAUCAACUCAAGCUUCUUGAAAAGCUUCUAAAAAACCAAGAAAUCAUUCAAAGCAACGAAGCUCGGUUUUCUGCUAGACUGGAAAAUUUAUUAGAAUCUAUUCAUGGUCAAACGAAAAGUAUUAACACGGGCACAGAAUUGAAACAACUGACAUUCCCGAAAAAAACGUGUUUAGACGUUCCGAGCUCUACAUCUGGGAUCUUUCGACUACAACCUGGAGAUUCCUCUUUUAAGGCACUGUGCGACCAAGAUUACGAGGGUGGUGGAUGGACGGUUAUUCAAAACCGGUACGAUGGUUCCGUAGAUUUUUUCCGAAAUUGGACAGACUACGAAAAAGGAUUCGGUGAUCUGCAGACGGAGUUUUGGCUCGGGUUGGAGAAAAUUCACCAGCUCACCACCCUCAAAGCACACGAGCUCCACGUAGUUCUGGAAACGUUCGAUGGGGAAAAAGCUGUCGCUAAAUAUAGUCACUUUGUGGUGGAUGGACCCAAAGACAAAUAUAAAUUGUCAAGCUUAGGCACCUACAGUGGAAAUGCUGGGGACUCGCUCAAAUAUCAUCUAAAUAUGAAGUUCACCACGAAAGAUGAAGAUAAUGACGUUGGUGAAAAAGGAAAUUGCGCUAUCACUUAUCAAGGUGCCUGGUGGUACAAAAAGUGUAUUGAUAGUAAUCUCAACGGCUUGUAUAGAAAAGGAUCGAAGACAGGAGAAGACAUGGUUUGGUAUCACUUUAAAAAUGAUAAAGCGUGUUUGAAACGAUCCAGAAUGAUGGUUCGAGCCAUAAAGUGAAAUAAUUUUAAACAUACUUCCUUAACUUGAAACAGCCAGACUAGCUUGUCGCACAACAGAUUCGGAGAAUGAAAACGAAAAAAUAAUCUGCACCAUAGGAUUAACAUUGCAGUCAUAGCUGUAUUUUCUUUAUUUG
Messenger RNA from Uranotaenia lowii, 1075 nucleotides. Its product is annotated as ficolin-2-like. The record is from RefSeq and is a predicted model, not a curated record. Lineage: Eukaryota; Metazoa; Arthropoda; Insecta; Diptera; Culicidae. The transcript is spliced from 3 exons. The coding region runs from base 1 to 939 and encodes 312 amino acids.